Molecule: messenger RNA, 1273 nt
Organism: Branchiostoma belcheri (Belcher's lancelet)
Lineage: Eukaryota; Metazoa; Chordata; Leptocardii; Amphioxiformes; Branchiostomatidae
Product: salivary glue protein Sgs-3-like
Exons: 4
Coding region: 109-1080 (323 amino acids)
Source: RefSeq, a predicted model, not a curated record
CGUACGAUGUCCAUGGUACAGUCCCAUACGAAUGCCACACGAAUGCCACCUGUUAUCCGUCUUGGGAGUAUGGAUACAACUGUUCUUGCCACGAUGGCUUCGUAGGGGAUGGGUGGGUGUCUUGUGAAGUUGCAACGACGCAUUUCACCACCAUCCCGACAACAGGCAUCCAACAACGCAUAUCACGACCAUCCCAACAACAGGGCAACCAACAACGCAUAUCACCACCAUCCCGACAACAAAGCAACCAACAACGCAUAUCACCACCAUCCCGACAACAAAGCGUCCAACAACGCAUUUUACAACCAUCCCGACAACAGGGCAACCGACGACGCAUAUCACCACCAUCCCGACAACAGGGCAACCAACAACGCAUUUUACAACCAUCCCAACAACAGGACAUCCAACGACGCAUUUUACAACCAUCCCGACAACAGGGGACCCAACAACGCAACUGACCACUAUGUUAACGACGAAAGUCACCACCAUCCCUACCACAGCGCAUCCAACAACUCAAGUAACCACCCUUCAAACAACAAAAGUCACCACCAUCCCGACCACAGCGAAUCCAACAACUCAAGUAACCACUCUCCAAACAACAAAGCCAACGACGAAAGUCACCACCAUCCCUACCACAGCGCAUCCAACAACUCAAGUAACCACCCUUCAAACAACAAAAGUCACCACCAUCCCUACCACAGCGAAUCCAACAACUCAAGUAACCACCCUCCAAACAACAAAGCCAACGACGAAAGUCACCACCAUCCCUACCACAGCGAAUCCAACAACUCAAGUAACCACCCUUCAAACAACAAAAGUCACCACCAUCCCUACCACAGCGCAUCCAACAACUCAAGUAACCACCCUCCAAACAACAAAGCCAACGACGAAAGUCACCACCAUCCCUACCACAGCGCAUCCAACAACUCAAGUAACCACCCUCGAAACAACAAAAGUCACCACAAUCCCUACCACAGCGCAUGUAACAACUCAAGUCACCACAGAGAAAACUACACGUCCUACGACAGAAAAGACAACACUCCCUACUACCAUAGUUCCAACGACACGCAUCUCCACUGAAAGAACAACAACUCAGACAACACAACAAACUUACCCACAAAUCCACGCUUCCAUCAACAGUUCAGCCUACCACGUUGGUCACUACAGAGAAAACUACACAACAUACAACAGAAAAGACAACACUCCCUACAACCGUAGUUCCAACGACACACGUCUCCACUGAAAGAACAACAGCUCAGACAACACAACAAAC